Messenger RNA from Prorocentrum cordatum, 513 nucleotides. The record is from the annotation of a GenBank genome assembly. Lineage: Eukaryota; Dinophyceae; Prorocentrales; Prorocentraceae.
AUGGCCGCGUGGAUCCGCUCGUGCUCUCUUCUGCGACUCCUUGAGGCCGCGGGCAACGUUGCGACGGCAGCGCAUGCUCGGAGCAUCGCGCCCUGCCUGUUGGACACCAGCCCGAUGGACGAGGCGGAGCGGAAGACAUGGCAGCGGCAGGCCGUCGCUAUUCUGUGGUUUUUAAGCAACCCUGCUCUCGCGCACGCCCGUUCCAAGCUUGGCAGAUGGUCUAUUGCUAGUUUCCCGCGGCUUCGGCCCGACAGGCUGUGCGCGGUCGGCCGGCUGUUGUCGGCUCGAGCGUUCAGCGGGCGGUGCGCGGCGCGGCGCUUUCAAGGCAGAGCGGGGCGCGCGCUCGGAUGCAAUCGCGGGGAGGAUUCGAUUGAGCAUGAUGUUUUCUUGCGAGCUGUGCCAUUCCUUUUGUUUCCACCACGCUGGCCUGGCGCGCCCGGCGCCGGAGGACCGGCUGGCUUGCUUUUUGAAUCUCGGCCGCCCCCGACGCCUUCGCCGAGAGGAGGAUAUUGA